AUGGUCACCAUUCACAUUGAGCUUAUUUCUAAUUCAACGACGGCUGCAUUCGUAGCAGCUUUGCAACGAUUUGUUGCCCGACGCGGCAUUCCAACAGACAUGUACAGCGAUAAUGCUACAAAUUUCGCAGGGGCAAAUUCGGAGCUUCACGAACUCUACAAUCUACUGAGACAAGAGUUAACCUUGGAAGCCAUUCAAGAGUUUUGCCUGUGCCUGCCCAAGGAGAUUAAUUGGCACUUUAUUCCUCCUCGCUCGCCACACCUGGGUGGCUUAUGGGAGGCUGGCGUAAAAUCGGCUAAAUACCUAAUCAAGCGCACUGCGGGAGAUGCGAAGCUAACCGAAGAAGAAUGGAACACACUCUUGACGCAAAUUGAAGGGAAACUAAAUUCACGACCUCUUGUACCGCAAACAGCAGACCCAGACGACUACAACGUUAUAACACCCGGUCACUUGUUAAUUGGCCGUCCUCUCACAGCUAUUCCCGAGCCGUCGUAUGAUCACCUCAAACCCGGAACAUUGUCUAGGUGGCAACAUAUUCAAAAGAUGCGUGCUGACUUCUGGAGACGAUGGUCCACAGACUAUUUGUCCGAAUUGCAACAGCGCCGCAAAUGGUCCAAACAGCACACCGAGGUCAAAGUUGGUGAUUUGGUGAUACUCAAGAAGGACAAUAUCCCUCCUAUGCAGUGGAAGCUUAGCAGAGUGGUGGACACGCACCCAGGUCCGUAA
Armigeres subalbatus is the source of this 726-nucleotide messenger RNA. RefSeq lists its product as uncharacterized. The coding region runs from base 1 to 726 and encodes 241 amino acids. NCBI's taxonomy places the organism in Eukaryota, Metazoa, Arthropoda, Insecta, Diptera, Culicidae. Gene Ontology annotation, biological process: DNA integration. Gene Ontology annotation, molecular function: nucleic acid binding. The transcript has a single exon. The record is from RefSeq and is a predicted model, not a curated record.